Messenger RNA from Varanus komodoensis (Komodo dragon), 1062 nucleotides. RefSeq names its product G protein-coupled receptor 26 (gene GPR26). Bases 1 to 1062 code for a protein of 353 amino acids. Gene Ontology annotation, cellular component: membrane. The transcript has 3 exons. Gene Ontology annotation, molecular function: G protein-coupled receptor activity. Lineage: Eukaryota; Metazoa; Chordata; Lepidosauria; Squamata; Varanidae. Gene Ontology annotation, biological process: adenylate cyclase-activating G protein-coupled receptor signaling pathway. The record is from RefSeq and is a predicted model, not a curated record.
AUGCCAGCUGGGUGCAGUUUUGGAAAUGUUCCUCCCGUGAAUGGAGGCACCAUGAACAUUUGGGAAGUGAUUCUGGCUUUCUUGAUUGUGGUGCUCAUCCUUGUGUCGUUGCUGUCCAACGUGCUGGUGCUGAUCUGCUUUUUAUACAGUGCAGAUAUCCGCAAGCAAGUCCCGGGAUUGUUUAUCCUCAACCUGACCUUCUGCAACUUGUUGAUGACUGUUUUGAACAUGCCCCUGACCCUGGCUGGGAUCAUUUACAAGAAUCCACCGGGAGGAGACCAACUUUGCCAGAUCGUGGGUUUUCUUGAGACUUUCCUGACCACCAACUCCAUGCUGAGCAUGGCAGCUCUCAGCAUAGACAGGUGGAUCGCUGUGGUGUUUCCGCUGAACUACCAUUCCAAGAUGCGCUACAAAGAUGCUGCUCUCAUCCUGAGCUACACGUGGUUGCAUUCGGUGUCCUUCCCGAUAGUGGCAACUUCUCUUUCUUGGGUGGGCUUCCAUCAUCUUUAUGCCUCCUGCACCCUGUACAACAAGAACCUGGAGGACAGGGCACAGUUCAUGAUCUUCACGGGGGUAUUUCAUUCCCUCAGCUUCCUCCUCUCCCUCAUAGUUUUGUGUUUCACAUAUUUAAAAGUACUGAAGGUGGCACGCUUUCACUGUAAAAGGAUUGACGUGAUAACUAUGCAGACCCUCGUGCUGCUUGUGGACAUCCAUCCCAGUGUAAGAGAGCGAUGUUUAGAAGAACAGAAGAGGAGGAGACAACGAGCAACCAAGAAGAUCAGUACAUUUAUUGGCACUUUUAUACUUUGUUUUGCACCAUAUGUAAUCACAAGACUGGUAGAAUUAUCUAUAGUCUCCAUCAAUGUACACUGGGGAGUCAUUUCCAAGUGUUUGGCCUAUAGCAAAGCUGUUUCUGAUCCCUUUGUGUACUCUUUGUUGCGACACCAGUACAAGAAGACCUGGAAGGACAUAAUAAACAAGAUGCUGAAAAGAAGUUCAAUAAAUUCAUCAGCCCUUACAAGUGAAUCACAAAGUCGAAAUAUUUUGCAAGCAAAUGAAUGA